CUCGGCGUGGGGGAACUCGCCCCGGAGACUUCUGUGAUUGAAGGGAUUUGGCAGGAAGCGCUCCCCGGCCUGGCACAGGCUGUGCGGUUUCUCGUUUGUGCUCACUUGUUCCUGUUUUUUACUUUUUCAUUAUUUUUAACCUUACUUUGCUCGGGAAUAAGGGAAACUUUUAAUCUCCGGAAACAUGUCGACGGGAGAAAGUUUUGAGUCUCGGUUUGAGAAAAUCGACGUGACUUUAAAGGACCCCAAAUCCGAAGUGAACGUGGACUGCUUGCUGGAUGGAUUAGAUGCUCUGGUAUAUGACUUGGAUUUUCCUGCCUUAAGAAAAAACAAAAACAUUGAUAACUUCUUAAACAGGUAUAAAGACACAGUGAAUAAGAUGAGAGACCUGCGCAUGAAAGCUGAAGAUUAUGAGGUGGUGAAGGUGAUUGGCAGAGGAGCAUUUGGGGAGGUGCAGCUGGUGAGGCACAAGUCCUCCAGGAGAGUGUAUGCUAUGAAGCUCCUGAGCAAGUUUGAGAUGAUCAAAAGAUCAGAUUCUGCAUUCUUCUGGGAGGAAAGGGAUAUCAUGGCCUUUGCUAACAGUCCCUGGGUUGUUCAGCUGUUUUAUGCCUUCCAAGACGACCGUUACCUCUACAUGGUGAUGGAGUACAUGCCGGGGGGGGACCUGGUGAACCUGAUGAGCAACUAUGACGUCCCGGAGAAGUGGGCAAGGUUUUACACUGCUGAAGUUGUGCUUGCAUUGGAUGCAAUUCACUCCAUGGGGUUUAUACACAGAGAUGUGAAGCCUGAUAACAUGCUGCUGGAUAAAGCUGGUCAUUUAAAACUAGCAGAUUUUGGUACUUGUAUGAAGAUGAACAAGGAGGGCAUGGUACGAUGUGACACAGCGGUGGGCACACCAGACUACAUCUCUCCUGAGGUGCUGAAGUCCCAGGGCGGUGAUGGUUACUACGGGCGAGAGUGUGACUGGUGGUCAGUUGGAGUCUUCCUGUAUGAGAUGCUUGUAGGUGAUACACCUUUCUAUGCAGAUUCUUUGGUUGGCACCUACAGUAAGAUCAUGAACCAUAAGAACUCCCUGACUUUCCCUGACGACAACGACAUUUCCAAAGAGGCAAAAAACCUCAUUUGUGCCUUUUUGACUGAUAGGGAAGUGAGGCUGGGCCGCAACGGUGUGGAAGAGAUCAAGCGGCAUCUGUUCUUCAAAAACGACCAGUGGGCUUGGGAGACCCUCAGAGACACUGUAGCACCAGUUGUGCCUGACUUGAGCAGUGACAUUGACACUAGUAACUUUGAUGAUCUGGAAGAAGACAAAGGAGAGGAAGAAACCUUUCCCAUACCCAAAGCAUUCGUGGGCAACCAGCUUCCUUUUGUUGGCUUUACCUACUACAGCAACCGUCGGUAUUUAGGUGUCUCUGCAGAGAACUCCAACGACAACAGGACAGGCUGCGGUGUGGAGAAGAGUGUGCUGGAAAAUAUGCAGAAGAUGAUCUAUGAGUUGGAAGAACAACUACAUAAUGAAAUGCAGUUGAAAGAUGAGAUGGAGCAGAAGUGCAGAUCUUCAAACAUCAAGCUAGACAAGAUAAUGAAAGAACUGGAUGAAGAGGGAAAUCAGAGAAAGAACUUGGAGUCAACAGUGUCUCAGAUUGAGAAGGAGAAGAUGGUGCUGCAGCACAAGAUAAACGAGUACCAAAGGAAGAUAGAGCAAGAGAGCGAGAAGAGACGGAACGUGGAAAACGAAGUGUCCACACUAAAAGAUCAGAUGGAAGACCUGAAAAAAAUCAGUCAGCAUUCACAGAUCACAAAUGAGAAGAUAGCACAGCUACAAAAACAACUUGAAGAAGCAAACGAUUUGCUGAGGACAGAAUCGGAUACUGCAGCAAGGCUGAGAAAGGGUAACACAGAAAUGAGCAAGUCAUUGAGCCAGAUAGAAUCACUCAACAGAGAACUGCAGGAAAGGUGCAGAGUUCUAGAAAGCACAAAGCUGCAGGUGGAGAAAGAUUAUUACCAACUGCAAGCAGCUUUGGAGUCAGAACGAAGGGACAGAAGCCAUGGAUCUGAAAUGAUUGGAGAGCUGCAGGUGAGGAUCACCACUUUGCAAGAAGAAGUGAAAAACAUUAAAAACAACCUGGAGAGGGUGGAAGCAGAAAGAAAACAAGCACAGGAUUUGCUGAAUCACUCAGAAAAGGAAAAGAAUAAUUUAGAGAUAGAUCUGAACUACAAACUCAAAUCGUUACAAGACCGCUUAGAGCAGGAAGUGAACGAGCACAAAGUGACCAAAGCUCGGUUAACAGACAAACAUCAGUCCCUGGAGGAGGCCAGAUCAGUGGCAAUGUGUGAAAUGGAAAAAAAAGUAAAGGAAGAAAGGGCAGCAAGAGAAAAGGCAGAGAAUCAAAUAGUUCAAGCUGAAAAGCAGUGUUCCAUGCUGGACUUUGACCUGAAGCAAUCCCAGCAGAAACUGGAGCACCUUCUGGAGCAAAAGGAGAGACUGGAAGAUGAAGUGAGGAACCUGACCCUGCAGCUGGAGCAGGAGACCAGCAAGCGGAUCCUGGCGCAGAGCGAACUGAAGGCACAGGCUUUUGAGGCAGAUAACCUGAAGGGCUCUGAGAAGCAGCUGAAACAGGAAAUCAACACACUGCUGGAAGCAAAGAGAUUGCUGGAGUUUGAGUUGGCUCAGCUUGCUAAACAAUACAGAGGAAAUGAAGGUCAGAUGCGUGAGCUCCAGGACCAGCUGGAAGCUGAGCAGUAUUUCUCGACACUUUACAAGACUCAGGUUAAGGAACUGAAAGAGGAAAUUGAUGAAAAGAAUAAAGAAAUGCAAAGAAAAAUGCAGGACCUGCAAAAUGAAAAGGAAACGCUGACGACCCAGCUGGAUUUAGCGGAAACCAAAGCUGAGUCUGAGCGGCUGGCACGAGCCCUUCUCGAGGAGCAGUACUUUGAACUGAGCCAGGAGAGCAAAAAGGCAGCAUCAAGACACAGACAAGAAAUGACUGAUAAGGACAGCAUCAUCAGAAGGCUGGAAGAAACUAACAGCACAUUAACCAAAGAUGUUGAUUUAAUAACAAAGGAAAACUCAGAGAUCAGUGAAAAAAUCAAGAAGCAGGAGGAGGAAUACAAAAUGAAAAAGGAGGAGGAAAUCAAUAACAUUAGGAUGCAUUAUGAGAAGAGCAUUAACACUGAAAGGACUCUGAAGACCCAGGCUGUCAACAAACUGGCUGAGAUAAUGAAUCGGAAGGACUUCAAAAUAGAUAGGAAGAAAGCUAACAUGCAAGACCUGAGGAAGAAAGAGAAAGAAAACAGAAAGCUCCAAUUGGAGCUUAAUCAAGAAAAAGAGAAAUUCAAUCAGAUGGUUGUGAAGUACCAGAAGGAGCUCAAUGAAAUGCAAGCGCAACUGGCAGAGGAGUCAACAUACAGGAACGAGCUCCAGAUGCAGCUGGACAGCAAAGAGAGCGACAUAGAGCAGCUGCGAAGGAAGAUCUUGGACCUGCAGCAAGGGAUGGACUCGAGCAGCGUGGCCAGCCUGCAGGCCGACGAGACCGACGGCAGCCUGCCAGAAUCCAGGCUGGAAGGCUGGCUGUCAGUUCCCAACAAAGGCAACAUAAAGCGGCACGGCUGGAAGAAGCAGUAUGUUGUGGUGAGCAGUAAGAAGAUUCUGUUCUACAAUGAUGAGAAGGACAAGGACCAGUCCAAUCCAUCUAUGGUACUAGAUAUAGAUAAGCUGUUCCACGUCCGCCCCGUGACUCAAGGAGAUGUGUACAGAGCUGAAACAGAGGAGAUCCCCAAAAUAUUCCAGAUCCUCUACGCUAAUGAGGGGGAGUGCAGGAAGGACCUGGAGGUGGAAGCAGUGCAGCCAGCAGAGAAGACCAAUUUCAUCAAUCACAAAGGCCAUGAGUUCAUUCCAACACUGUACCACUUCCCAGCCAACUGUGAGGCCUGUGCCAAACCUCUCUGGCAUGUCUUCAAGCCCCCUGCUGCCCUGGAGUGCCGGAGGUGCCACGUCAAGUGCCACAGAGACCACCUGGAUAAGAAGGAGGAGCUGAUUGCGCCCUGCAAAGUGAGCUACGAUGUGACUUCAGCAAGAGAUAUGCUGUUACUGGCCUCCUGUCAAGAUGAACAGAAGAAGUGGGUGACUCAUUUAGUAAAGAAGAUCCCCAAGACCCCACCUUCUACUUUUGUGCGUGCCUCUCCUCGGACUCUCUCCACAAGAUCCUCAGCAAAUCAGUCAUUCCGAAAAGCUGUUAAAAAUACUUCUGGGAAAGCUAGCUAACCACAUGUACAGUGCAGUGGGAUCUGGUGCAGUCCCAGGAGGGCUGCUCCUGCCCAGAGGGAGCAGUGCAGACAUUGUCCCUCCCAACCCAGCCACCAGAGCUGCAGGGCUCCGAUCGCCGUUCCUGGCUCCUCCUCGCUUUGGCACAGACGCACGCCCAGGGUGUUUAAUUGCAGGUUUGCCUACAGGUAGAGUAGAUGAAUUAUUACUAUGUAAUGCAAGUUAAAGCAAAUAAAGCUUAGCUAGGUGUAUAAAAAGGUGCUGCCUUUUUGGAUUAAAAUAAAAAAACCAACCAAAAAAAAGCCAGUCAGCCACGGUGACAUCCAGCCAGCUUCCUCCCUAGCCGUGCAAGGCCAGGACUGCCCCCUGCCAGGGGAUACUUAUGGCAAGAUGAGCAUAUGGAAUGGAGGAGAGGAGGAAGGUUUCUCAAGGAGGACUGUGUUUUGCUUUCAAGACUCAAAGCUGUACUCUUGAAGACUGCAGAACUAGCUUAACAAUGGAGCCUUAUCACUUGAACUUCAGUGCCUUCACUGCAGAGUUCCUAACAGCCCUAAUGCUCACCGCCCGCCACGGAGCGGAUCCAAGCCUUACAGGGUUUGCAUCGUGCUUUACAGAACGCUGACUCAGCAGUUUCUGAAGGGGGGGAAUCGAGAACUUGCCUUUAAUCUGUGCAGUUUUUGCCAAGCCAUACCGAGUUACUUCACUCCUAGAGGCGUUAGAAACUAACAGUCCAAAGGAGCCGCUGAGCUGGGCAGCACGCUGCGGGGUGCAUCGUUCCCGUCACUGUAUCAGGGCUUGCCUUGCGAUUUGAAGUCCCUUAAGUUAACGACCAUUUAAGUAAUAUAUGCACUGUUUGAACUGUAAAUUAUUCCUACAACACUUGUGCUGGGAGUUACAUUGUCCUCUUAGUGCCUUAAUUUGAGAUCACUGUGUCAUUGCCACAGCCAGAAAGGCAGAAAUCUAAACCUAAACAAAGGAGACCUCUGCACAGCUACUGCCAGCCAGUGGGGCUCACCCAGUGUUAAUUGGUUGAAGUACUGUAGAUGCUCAAUGGAUCUUCUAAAUUGAGUACAAUCCUGGAAUGGGAAUUCCUCUUACAAAGGAAGACCGAUCCAGGAGCAGGAGCCAAGAGCUGUGUGGGCAGUGCGGGAAGAGAAGCAAGCAGGGAAGGCAGCAGCUGCGGGCGCCUGAGGAGCCGGAGAGCGCUGAGGAGCCGGCGGGCACGCUG
Messenger RNA from Dryobates pubescens (Downy woodpecker), 5489 nucleotides. It is a transcript of the gene ROCK1, whose product is annotated as Rho associated coiled-coil containing protein kinase 1. Gene Ontology annotation, molecular function: Rho-dependent protein serine/threonine kinase activity; small GTPase binding; ATP binding. Gene Ontology annotation, biological process: cortical actin cytoskeleton organization; peptidyl-threonine phosphorylation; Rho protein signal transduction. Gene Ontology annotation, cellular component: cytoskeleton; cytoplasm. The transcript is spliced from 33 exons. Bases 185 to 4261 code for a protein of 1358 amino acids. The record is from RefSeq and is a predicted model, not a curated record. NCBI's taxonomy places the organism in Eukaryota, Metazoa, Chordata, Aves, Piciformes, Picidae.